Cyclopterus lumpus (lumpfish) is the source of this 1438-nucleotide messenger RNA. RefSeq names its product voltage-dependent calcium channel gamma-5 subunit. The transcript is spliced from 5 exons. Gene Ontology annotation, cellular component: postsynaptic density membrane; AMPA glutamate receptor complex. Gene Ontology annotation, biological process: regulation of AMPA receptor activity; calcium ion transport; neurotransmitter receptor transport, postsynaptic endosome to lysosome. NCBI's taxonomy places the organism in Eukaryota, Metazoa, Chordata, Actinopteri, Perciformes, Cyclopteridae. The coding region runs from base 1 to 834 and encodes 277 amino acids. The record is from RefSeq and is a predicted model, not a curated record. Gene Ontology annotation, molecular function: channel regulator activity; voltage-gated calcium channel activity.
AUGAGCCUCUGUGGCAGGAAGGCGCUGACUUUGCUGAGCAGCGUGUUCGCUGUUUGCGCCCUGGGCCUGCUGGGGAUCGCCGUGAGCACCGACUACUGGCUCUACCUGGAGGAGGGCGUCAUCCUUCCCCUCAACCAGAGCACCGAGGUACGCAUGUCCCUCCACUCUGGCCUCUGGAGGGUUUGCUUCUUGGCUGGGGAGGAGAAAGGCCGGUGUUUUACCAUCGAGUAUGUGAUGCCCACUAACCUCCAGCUGACCUCUGAGUCCACUGUCAGUGUCCUUAAGAUGAUCCGUUCUGCCACACCCUUCCCUCUGGUCAGCCUCUUCUUCAUGUUCAUUGGCUUUGUGCUCAGUAACAUCGGACACAUCCGACCCCAUCGCACCAUCCUGGCCUUUGUUUCUGGAAUUUUCUUCAUCCUGUCAGGUCUCUCUCUGGUGGUCGGUCUGGUGUUGUACAUCUCCAACAUUAAUGACGAAAUGUUGAACAGAACCAAAACUAACGAGGCCUACUUCAGCUACAUGUACGGCUGGUCAUUUGCCUUCGCUGCCAUCUCCUUCCUGCUCACUGAGACUGCAGGUGUCAUGUCGGUGUACCUGUUCAUGAAGCGCUACACAGCAGAGGAGAGGUACCGGCCCCAUCAGGGCUUCUACCAGCCUCGUCUCAGCAACUGCUCAGAUUACUCCGGCCAGUACCUCCAUCCGGACGCCUGGGCCGGACGGGGUCGCAGUGCAUCCGCCAUCUCCUCUGAGGCCUCCCUCCAGAUGAACUCCUGCAACUACCCGGCUCUCCUCAAGUGUCCAGAGUACGAACAAAUGUCCUCCUCCCCGUGCUGAGGCAGAGGUGUUUGAGUGGUUGUGUUAGCACCGUAGGGGUCAUAGUCAUCUAUCUGGAUUUUGGAGUAAAAUGGUCAGAUAAUUUGAUAUUAUCCAGCUUGAAUCGCUCCCUUCUUCAAGUGUCCUGACUAUGACCUGAUUCUCUCUACCCUCCCUACUGCCGGGUUGUUUUUUCAUAAUUCACACUUUCUGCUUCAGUUUGAAGCCAAACUUAAGUUGAUGGUUAGCCAGUUCACUUUAUUCUCAGCUCAGUCUUGUGUUGGGGGAGAGAGGAAAGGGUUUAACCAGGUUUUACUCUUUGUCUAGUUUGUAGUGAUAGGUGACUACCAACCUGUGGAAAUAGCAAGAGUGGCAUGAAGUUAUUUGAAAGGAGUAACUUGUCCAGCCUCAACCUGGAGUGAGCAAGUCUAAUAUUCGCUUCUAAUAUUUUUGACAAGCGUACACGUCACACAACUGCAGAAAAGGAGCAUUUAGAACUGGAAAGCACCUUCGUGCAAUGGAUGCUGAGUCUGCACAUUUUCAAAAUCAAACAAUACAGCAUGUGCUUUCAGCCAGAGAGCGGAAACUCCUCGGCGGUGGGACAAUAUGCUUGGAAUGAUACAUC